UAGGAAGUCUCCACCUCCCUAAACUCAGGAAAUGCACAGCAACUUUCGUUUUACUGUAAGAAACUGUCUGCCCUGUGUGAAAGAACUGAAGCUUUUUGUCAUGGCUGAAAAUAACCGUCCUGUCAAACCACUUAAGAUGCUGGAAAACCUGGGCAAAGAAGUCCUCACUGAGUACCUAGAAAAAUUGGUGCAAAGCGAUGUAUUGAAAUUAAAGGAGGAUGAAAAAGAAAAAUUUAACAAUGCUGAACGGAAAAACAAACGCUGGGUCUUUGUAGAUGCCCUGAGACAGACAUUCCUUAAUGUGGACACAAGAAGGCAGCACGGUGAAGAUGACCCAGAAAUGGAAGAACCAGAAGAAUCCACGGAAACUCUCAACCUUUGUCCCCCUGAGGAAUUCAUGAGAGUCUGUACAGAAAAGACUCAAGAUAUUUACCCAAUAAUGGAGGCCAAGGGUCGUACUCGAAAGGCUCUUAUCAUAUGCAAUACAGAGUUCAAACACCUUGCACAGAGGCGUGGUGCUGACUUUGACAUCAUUGGCAUGACAGGCCUUCUUGAAGGCCUGGGCUAUACUGUGGUGUUGAAAAAGGAACUUACAGCUGAGGGUAUGGAGGCAGAAAUGAGAGACUUUGCUGCACUAUCAGACCACAAGACAUCGGACAGCACUUUCCUGGUGCUCAUGUCGCACGGCACACUGCAUGGCAUCUGUGGAACAAUGCACAGUGAAAACACUCCAGAUGUGCUACAAUAUGAUACUAUCUAUCAGAUAUUCAACAAUCGCCACUGUCCAGGCCUAAGAGACAAACCCAAGGUCAUCAUUGUGCAAGCCUGCAGAGGAGGGAACCCAGGAGAAGUGUGGAUCAGACAGCCUUCAAAGGCCCAGUCACAGGAAGCUAUAGAUCUGCCUAGGAAGGUGGUGGCAGAUGCUGUGCAGCUGAGACACAUGGAGACGAACUUCGUUGCCUUCUAUUCUACAACCCCACACCAUUUGUCCUACAUAGAUGAAACAAGGGGCUCUUACUUCAUUACCAAACUCAUUACCUGCUUCCAGACAUAUUCUUGCUCUUGUCAUCUCUUGGAUAUAUUUCAGAAGGUGCAACAAUCAUUUGUAAAGCCAAGUAUUGUGUCCCAGAUGCCCACCAUUGAACGGGCAACCCUGACAAGACACUUCUACCUCUUUCCUGGCAACUGAGAACAAAGCAACAAGCAACUGAAGCUCAUGUAAUCAGUUUGAAGAAGUGAUUUCACCCAAGGAUUGUAUGAUAUGCCUACUGUCCCACAACCAGGGAUUUGAGGAAAGAAUAAUUGUGAACUCAAGACCAGCUUGAAUAAUGCAGUGUGUUUUUGUCACAGGAAAAAAAAAAGGUUUACUAAAAGAGAACAUGAAUUUAAUUGUGCAUAUAAAUAAAUAAAGCAAAUAACUGUG
Messenger RNA from Acomys russatus (golden spiny mouse), 1423 nucleotides. Its product is annotated as caspase-4-like. Lineage: Eukaryota; Metazoa; Chordata; Mammalia; Rodentia; Muridae. The coding region runs from base 32 to 1189 and encodes 385 amino acids. Gene Ontology annotation, cellular component: protein-containing complex. Gene Ontology annotation, biological process: regulation of apoptotic process; proteolysis. The record is from RefSeq and is a predicted model, not a curated record. Gene Ontology annotation, molecular function: cysteine-type endopeptidase activity; caspase binding. The transcript is spliced from 9 exons.